This is a messenger RNA of Paramuricea clavata, 477 nucleotides long. The record is from the annotation of a GenBank genome assembly. NCBI's taxonomy places the organism in Eukaryota, Metazoa, Cnidaria, Anthozoa, Malacalcyonacea, Plexauridae.
AUGAAACUUUCUGAAUCUUCUGUGAACUGUGUUGCCGUGGCUUUAGACUCAAGGUCGGCAAAGUGGCCGCAGAACGUUUUGCCUUCCAGAUUAUUGCUCAACUCGGUGAAACAGGUUUCUGGGUCCAACUACACAGAUAACAUUUUUGAAAAUGAUAAAAACAAUGUUUUAGAUGGAGCAGAAGAUUACCUUUUAGGAGGGGAUGGAGAAGACAUGUAUGUCGUGAAAAAGAGUGAGGGCUGUGACAUCGUUGACAAUUUUGCUGAUGACAAUUCGCAAAAGUGCUUGAGGUCAGAUAAUGGCACAGAAUUUAUGAAUGGUGAUUUCCAAGAUCUUCUUAGGAAAAGAGCCAUUAAGCAUGAAACUUCUUGUCCAAAUUCUCCCCACCAGAACGGAACAUCGGAAAGGUACUGGCGGACACUAUUUGAAAUGGCUCGGUGUUUGUUGUUGGAGAGUGGUGUGCCUAAGAUGUUGUGA